AAAAAAACAUUAAAAACAUAAUUCUAAUAAAAAAUAACAAAAUAUAAUGGAACAUGGAAUAUAUACACAACUUAAUGUUUUAUUACAUGAUCCAAAGAAGUUUUUAAAACCAUCAAAUAAACUUCAUUCUAGUAUUCUUUUUCAAGUAAAAAAAUUACUUGAUCCUGUAACCAAACAAAAUAGCGUUUUUGAUGAAUUAUACCUUAAUGGAUUGGAUGGAAAUCAAGUAUUUGAAGAAGUCAGACUUAUUACGAAUGGAUUAAUUGAUAAGUUGGUUGAAGAAUUAAAAAAUAUUUUAAAAAAUCAAGUAAACCUCAAAAAAAAAUUAAAAUAUAAAACAAAAAGAGAAUUAGAUACAGUUGAAAGGGAUGUAGAUAGUCCUAAAGAGCUUAAUGAAGGGAAAUAUAAGGGAAAUUCUAUGGAUAUUGUUACAAAUAAAAGUAACAUACUACCAAUUAAUGACGAAUAUAUUUCAGAAGAAGAUAAAAGUAUUCCUAAAGAGAAAGUACUUGAACUAAAUAAUUCGCCCGAUUCUACUAACAAUUUUAAUAAUGAAAUAAAAAAAUUGGAAAAAAUAGAUAACCUUUCUGAUGAAGAAGAUGACGAUAUGUAUUAUCUUUCUAAUUUAAGUGACAGUGAAAUAAGCGGUGAAUAUUUAGAUAAAGAAUUUGAAAAUACUAAUGAAAUUAAAUAUGCGGAUUUUUUUCUUCCUUCAAUAGGAAAAAAGAGUGAUGAAGAAUCAUCUAAUAUACAAAAAUCAACAAAAAAUAAGAAGCAUGAUGCUAGCAAUUUAAAAGAAGAUGCCAAUAUAAAUGAAAAUCAUGAAAAUAUCAUAUCUAAAGUACAGCAAGAUUUAUUUGCAGAUAGUAAUGAGGAAAUUAAAGAACAUGAAAUGUCUAAUAAAUCAGAAUAUAUGAAAACUCAGAAAAUAUUGUCUGAAGAGAUAAAAAAGCUUGAAAUGGAAAAUGUAUCGAAAAAGGAUUGGAUGUUAAUGGGAGAAGUAAAGGCUAAAGAUAGAUUUAUAAAUUCAUUGCUUGAAGAAGAUAUAGAAUUUGAAAGGGAAACAAAACCAGAACCAGCGAUAACUAAACAAGAUAUCUUGGAUCUUGAAGAAAUGAUUAAAAAAAGAAUUAUCGAUUCUAAUUUUAAUGAUGUUCAAAAAAUAUAUUCUAAAAAGAAGAAAACAUUUCAUCCUAGCAAAUUAUUUGAAAUUAAUGAUGAAAAAAAUGAAAAAAGUUUAGCAGAGAUUUAUGAAGACGAAUAUAAUAAAAAAACAGACCCUAAUUAUAUAGGAAAGAAAGAUGAAAAACUAAUUAAAGAACAUAAUGAAAUCGAAGAACUUUUUAAAAAAGCAAUGAACAAGCUUAAUUCAUUAAGUAGUAUAUACCAUAAGCCAAAACUUGCAAAACCUACAUUUAAUGUUGUUUCCAACGUUUCAACAAUUACUAUGGAAGAAGCUCAACCUUCGUCAUUUGCUACACAAAAUAUGCUAGCGCCCCAUGAAAUAUAUGUUACUGGAUCAGAAAAAGUUAAAGAUGAAAUUCCAAGAAGAUCUGGUAUAAUAAUCGCAAAAAAUGAAAUGAGCAAGGAAGAAAAAAACAGAUAUCGGAAAUAUCUUAGAUCUAAGGAAAAACAUAAAUUAUUGAACAAACCCGACAAGCUAACCAAAGAAAUCAUUAAAACAUUUAAAAAAAGUGAUGUUAAAAUUGUACAAGGAAAUAAUGAAAAAAAAAGUGUUAUAAAACAUUCAAAGAACUCUAAAGAAAUUAAAAAAUCAUUUGAAUUAAAAUUAUAAUUAAAUAUAUAGAAUGAGUAUAAAUAUAUUAUUAAAAUGACUAUAG
Molecule: messenger RNA, 1841 nt
Organism: Pneumocystis carinii B80
Lineage: Eukaryota; Fungi; Ascomycota; Pneumocystomycetes; Pneumocystales; Pneumocystaceae
Exons: 3
Coding region: 47-1795 (582 amino acids)
Biological process (GO): rRNA processing
Cellular component (GO): small-subunit processome; nucleus; Mpp10 complex
Source: RefSeq, a predicted model, not a curated record